Messenger RNA from Talpa occidentalis (Iberian mole), 1658 nucleotides. RefSeq names its product class I histocompatibility antigen, Gogo-OKO alpha chain-like. Gene Ontology annotation, cellular component: external side of plasma membrane. Gene Ontology annotation, molecular function: peptide antigen binding; signaling receptor binding. The record is from RefSeq and is a predicted model, not a curated record. The transcript is spliced from 7 exons. Gene Ontology annotation, biological process: antigen processing and presentation of endogenous peptide antigen via MHC class Ib; immune response; positive regulation of T cell mediated cytotoxicity. NCBI's taxonomy places the organism in Eukaryota, Metazoa, Chordata, Mammalia, Eulipotyphla, Talpidae. The coding region runs from base 18 to 1064 and encodes 348 amino acids.
GAGGCCAGUCCUGGGGGAUGGGGGGCGCAGCCCUCCUGCUCCUGCUCGCGGUGGCCGCGGCCCCGAGGGAGACCCGGGCGGGCUCCCACUCCCUGAGGCUUUUCGCCACCGCGAUGUCCCGGCCCGGCCUCGGGGAGCCCCGGUAUAUCUCCGUGGGCUACGUGGACGACACGCAGUUCGGGAGUUUCGACAGCGACUCUCCGGGCCAGAGCGCGGAGCCGCGGGCGCCCUGGGCGGAGCAGGUGCGGCAGGCGGACCAGGACGACUGGGACAGGAAGACGCAGAUCACAAGGGAGCGCGUACUGUGGUACCGAGCGCAGCUGGACUCCCUGCGCGGCCUCUACAACCAGAGCGAGACCGGCUCUCACACCUUCCAGAGGAUGUCUGGCUGUGACUUGGGGCCCGACGGACGCCUCCUCCGCGCGUACAGACAGUUCGCCUACGAUGGCGCGGAUUACCUGGCCCUGAACGAGGACCUGCGCUCCUGGACCGCGGUGGACAUGGCUGCUCAGAUCACCCGGCGCCAGUGGGAGGCCCAGGGUGAGGCAGAGAGAUUCAGAGACUUUGUGAAGAACAAGUACUUGAGCUUGCUGCACACAUUCCUGGAGUACGGGAAGGAGACUCUGCAGCGCACGGAUCCCCCAAAGACACGCAUGACCCACCACCCCUCCACUGAACAUGAGGUCACCCUGAGGUGCUGGGCCCUGGACUUUUACCCUGCGGACAUUGCCCUGACCUGGCAGCGAGAUGGGGAGGACCUGACCCAGGAGAUGGAGCUGGUGGAGACCAGGCCUGGAGGAGAUGGAACCUUCCAGAAGUGGGCAGCUGUGGUGGUGCCUUCUGGAGAGGAGCAGAGAUACAUGUGCCACGUGCAGCAUGAGGGGCUACUGGAGCCCCAAGUCCUGAGAUGGGUGCCCCCGCAGUCCUCCAUCCCCACCGUGGUCAUCAUUGCUGGCCUGGUUCUCCUUGGAGCUGUGGUGGCUGCAGCUGUGAUGUGGAGGAAGAAACGCUCAGGAGGACAAGGAGGAAGCUACACUCAGGCUGCAGGCAGCGACAGUGCCUAGGGCUCUGAUGUGUCUCAGCCCCUAAAGCAUCUUUUAAAAAUGAAUGUGAUGAGGGGUCCUCCCUGGUGGCGCAGCGGGUUGAGCGCAUCUCUGUGAAGGUGUCUGCAGCCUCCGCAGCGCUGGUUCGAUUUCCAGCCAGUCUGGGAGAAUCCCUCAUGGUGAGGCAGAACUCUCUUGUCUCGCCCGCUGCUCUGCUUUCAGUCCAUCUGCCUGUUCUGCUCCCCAUUCUGUCUCUGGUGAAUCAUCUCACUUUUCCGCAACUGUGGCUUGUACCCCAGCUCUUGUAUAAAUAAAAAAUUAUUUUAAAAUGCUGUUCACACCCUGAACAGUACAUGGUAUUGUGCAGAGUUUGCAUUUUCAGUCUCUCCUAGGUGUGAAGGUUUCACUGUUCUUAACUGUGAUAUUGAGCAUUUGUUCGUAUUUUUACUUUUCUAUGACUACAGUUGCUGUUUGUAUGGAAGUUUUGUACAUUUUUACAGAUGAAGUGCUGUUCAUUUAUUACACUAUUUUUGUCCUUAUUAAAAUUGGGUUAUUUCUUUCUGAUCAUUGAGUUUUAGGCAUUAUUUGUAGAUACAAUCCUUUAUCAGAUUCGUG